This is a messenger RNA of Condylura cristata (star-nosed mole), 3301 nucleotides long. It is a transcript of the gene PROKR2, whose product is annotated as prokineticin receptor 2. Bases 295 to 1446 code for a protein of 383 amino acids. Gene Ontology annotation, molecular function: neuropeptide Y receptor activity. The record is from RefSeq and is a predicted model, not a curated record. NCBI's taxonomy places the organism in Eukaryota, Metazoa, Chordata, Mammalia, Eulipotyphla, Talpidae. Gene Ontology annotation, biological process: neuropeptide signaling pathway. The transcript is spliced from 3 exons. Gene Ontology annotation, cellular component: membrane.
UGAAAGAAAGAGACCCGCCACCCACGCCCUCCACGCUGCGCCUCCCGGAGUGCAGGCGCGCACCCCAGAGGCGGGAACCACGGAACUCGCCCACACCCCUAGCUAGGGUAGCCGGGGUACUAGAGCGCUGGGGAGAGGCGUGGAGUCAGGCUCUAGAAUGAUGUUUUGACUCUCCCCAGAGUUGCAGACAAGGUGCAAGGCUUGCUGACCUUGUGAGCAUUAAAGAACUGGCCCUCCACUAGGGUCACUCCGGACCCUGAGGCUCCCUACACUAUACCACCGGCAAGCUUAACCAUGGCAGCCCAGAAUGGAAAUACCAGCUUUGCACCCAGCUUCAGCCCACCCCAAGACCAUGCCUCCCUGCCCUUCAAUUUCAGUUAUAGUGAUUAUGACCUUCCUCUGGAUGAGAACGAGGACAUGACCAAGACACGAACCUUCUUCGCAGCCAAGAUCGUCAUUGGUGUGGCACUGGCUGGCAUCAUGCUGGUGUGCGGUAUUGGCAACUUUGUCUUUAUUGCUGCCCUUGCCCGCUAUAAGAAGCUCCGCAACCUCACCAACCUGCUCAUCGCUAACCUGGCCAUCUCGGACUUCCUGGUAGCCAUUGUCUGCUGUCCCUUUGAGAUGGAUUACUAUGUGGUGCGCCAGCUGUCUUGGGAGCACGGCCACAUACUCUGUGCCUCGGUCAACUACCUGCGCACUGUGUCACUCUAUGUCUCCACCAAUGCCCUGCUGGCCAUAGCUAUCGACAGGUAUCUCGCUAUCGUUCACCCCCUGAAGCCACGCAUGAACUACCAAACAGCCUCCUUCCUGAUUGCCUUGGUCUGGAUGGUGUCCAUUCUCAUCGCCAUCCCCUCGGCCUACUUCACCACCGAAACGGUCCUCUUUAUUGUCAAAAGUCAGGAAAAGAUCUUCUGUGGCCAGAUCUGGCCGGUGGACCAGCAGCUCUAUUACAAGUCCUACUUCCUCUUCAUCUUCGGCGUGGAGUUCGUGGGCCCGGUGGUCACCAUGACCCUGUGUUACGCCAGGAUCUCCCGCGAGCUCUGGUUCAAGGCGGUCCCGGGUUUCCAGACCGAGCAGAUCCGGAAGCGGCUGCGCUGCCGUCGGAAGACGGUGCUGGUGCUUAUGUGCAUCCUUACCGCCUACGUGCUGUGCUGGGCCCCCUUCUACGGCUUCACCAUCGUGCGCGACUUCUUUCCCACCGUGUUCGUAAAAGAGAAGCACUACCUCACGGCUUUCUAUGUGGUGGAGUGCAUCGCCAUGAGCAACAGCAUGAUCAACACCGUGUGCUUCGUCACCGUCAAGAAUAACACCAUGAAGUACUUCAAGAAGAUGAUGCGGCUGCACUGGCGUCCCUCGCACCAUGGAAGCAAGUCCAGCGCUGACCUUGACCUCAAAACCAGUGGUGUGCAGGCCACGGAGGAGGUAGACUGCAUCAGGUUGAAGUGAGCUGCUGGUGUUUCACAAUUGAACAAUAAGGUGUACUUAGCAAGUCACCAAUAACCACGUUCUUCGGCUGCCUGGCGGAGGGACAGCUGUGAUCAUGCCUCAAGGAGCUGCAUGCCUCUUGGUCAUAGCACCUUGUGUAAAGAGACACACUGCAUCGCAGCUGGCACUCACUGAUAUUUGCUUAGCACCUACUGUGUGCACCAGACACCAAUGAGAUUAGACCAUUCUAGAGCAACUGACAAUUGGCUGAACACCUAUUGUGUGCACAGGUUAGACAAGGGCAACAGGAGCUGACAUUUACUGAUUCCCUUCUGUGUACACAAAUAUUUAACAACAAAAUGGCAGAAACUAUUGAAGUCACCAAGUUGUAGCCACAGAUGAGGGUGGCUUCAGAGCCCACAAAUGGCUGGGUUCAUACCCUAUCUUUCUCACUCUGCAUCUCAUCAAAUGGAAUGUCAGACGAUGAGAGAAUAAGGCACUUAGACAUAAUGGAAACGUUAGGAUAAGCUUGGUCAGAACAUGGGGUUUACAUUGUUAUGGGGAAAAAAAUCAUUAACACUAUGUUGAACUUUCCCAUCCAACUCCUACCUCUCUAGACAUUCUCUAGGAUUCUACAAGAAAAUAAUUUGUCUCUACCCAAGUCAGUAUUUAUCUGUAAUAUGAUUUCAAAAGAAAGAACCAAGAAAUCUUUCCACUGAUGUUUAUCAUUUUUGGGAGGAGACAGGCAAUCCUUAAAUAAGGAAAUCACGUCGUUCUUGGCAUCUCAGUGUCAACGAUUUCAGGAUCUCAUGUCAGGAAAGGAAAGACCAUGAAAGAAGUGGUUUGCUACUGGCAAUGAGCAUAAUCUCUGGACAUUUUCCUAAGACCACACCUCUUUUCUAAAACACUCUUACAGAAUGAGCUCUACUAGAAUCCAAAGACCUGAGUUCAGAUCCUAAUUCAAGACUCAUGUGACCUGAAGAGCUACUAUCUUUGCAUCCUAGUUUUGUUUCUGUGAAAUAUGAAUGAUGACAAUAUCGUCUUUGCCUAAUUUAUAGAACUAUUGAAGUCAAAGUUUGUGCAAGUGCUUCCAACAAGUGAUAAGACUGGAGAAGUGAUAACGAGCAAUUUGUUUGACUAGGGACACCCUCCCACUGUCCCUAACUUAUGAACACUCCCACCUUUCAUCCCUGUUCCGUGGACCAGAGGCCCCGGAACUCUUCAGUGUAGCCUGUCUAAACUAUGGGAGGAAGGAAUCGCUGCCCUACAUCAUUAUCAGGAAGAUUAACCCCAGAGUCUCAGUGACCUCCUGGCCCUGGGCAUUCCUAUGCUUAGUAGUGUUGAACAUCUUCCUUGCACAUUUCCAAACGGCACACCCAGAACUGCAGAAUUGUUUGUAUUAUAAAGUUUUUGACUUGUGGACUGGUCCUCACUUCUCCCUGAUUGGCUUCAAAGCAAAGACUAUGCAAAUAGCACCUGGGUUGGACUGGACGCAGUGACCCACCUCCCCAUUCAGACAAUUAUUCUAUCGAAAAGAGACUUGGUUGUUUGCUUAGUUGUAUAUGUUUUUAAUUGUUGGCUUAUUGUGUCCAUCAGUGAAGUCUCAAGCAACAUUUUCUUCCAUCACCAAUUCAGCAGACUCACCUCCAACUCAAUGUACCCUCAGAAAAUACACGCUUACUCUGUUAGCUUAAGCCAAGUGACAUAAAUCCUUAUUUCACCAAAGGGCACAAUGUAUUCUAAAGCCAAGCUAGUAAGUAUUGGAGGGUGUCUGCGUUUUUGCAAAUACUAGUAUCUUAACCUAUUAUCCUGACUGUUCUCCCAGUAAGAAGAUUCUUUUUUUAACUUAAGAUUUAUUUAUUUAUGCAUGAAGAGA